Sitophilus oryzae (rice weevil) is the source of this 5364-nucleotide messenger RNA. RefSeq names its product potassium voltage-gated channel subfamily H member 6 (gene sei). NCBI's taxonomy places the organism in Eukaryota, Metazoa, Arthropoda, Insecta, Coleoptera, Curculionidae. Gene Ontology annotation, molecular function: inward rectifier potassium channel activity. The record is from RefSeq and is a predicted model, not a curated record. Bases 667 to 4599 code for a protein of 1310 amino acids. Gene Ontology annotation, biological process: potassium ion transmembrane transport; membrane repolarization during action potential. The transcript is spliced from 25 exons. Gene Ontology annotation, cellular component: membrane.
AAUCGCAAAUGUCGAUUGUUUUUAUCAGAGCCUACUUUUCUGUCUGACUGUGAUAUUUUUGUUAUUUAUAUUGUUUGUAUUUUUUUAUUUUAAAAGCUGUUUUAAAAAUACGGAAACGUUUAGUGAGCAAAACUGACUUCGUCUAAUAAUAAAGAAUAAAAAUAAGAAGAUAAGUUAUCCAUGGUGAAAGAAGUGAACUUUUCGGUGAUCUAUUUUUGCGAAGCGACGAUAAAAAUAACCGCAAGCGCGAUUUUAAUAUAGAAAACACCAAGCUGAGAAGUUUUUUAAAAUAUUAACGCAAUAUUCUAUGCCUUAAGAAAAUCUGCCUUAUAUUCCGAUAGUACUUUUAGUUUUGCGGCUUGACAACAAUAACAAACCGGACGCGAAAAAUAUGAAAUAUUCCCCAGAAUAUCUGCACAGGUGAAAAAAAUCGAUUUUUAGCGUGGAUUUUAAUUUUUACGCCGCAUUAAAACAUAUUUCCAUUCGAAACUUCAACGAACAACCAACAAUACAACGCUUAAAAUAUUAUUAAUUCCGAUUCCAACGAAUUUUUUAUACAUCGUUACGAAAGAAAAGAAAAUGAAAGACACAGUAAAAAGACAAUUUCGUAGUGACAAUAUUGAACAAUGAUGGACAUUAUCUGAAAAAUUCGAGGGGUGAUAAAACAUGCCUGUUAGGAGAGGUCUGGUGGCACCAAGAACUACUCUCAUAGAAACUAUUAUUAGAAAAUUUGAUACUGACAAUCGUUCGUUCCUCGUGGCAAACUACUCCAAACCGGGACAAUGCAACAUAAUCUACUGCUCGGACGGCUUCUGCCGCUUGGCCGGCUACUCGAGGGCGGAAGUGAUGCAACGCUCAGCCUCCUGUUCUUUUCUGUGCGGACCGUUGACCUCACAACAGGCCGUCAACGGGCUGAGAGAGGCGCUCCAGAAAGGAAUAGAAAAGCACGCCGAAGUCUUAUAUUAUCGAAAAGACGGUUCAAAGUUCCUAUGCUCCGAAGUGAUAGCGCCGAUACGCAGCGAGGUGGAUGACAUCAGCUUAAUCAUCAUCAACUUCGAGGAUCUCACGACGGCUCCGGCGCCGUCUCUUGAAAGCAGCCCCGUCGGCAAAAAUAGGUUAAGUAAAUUCGACAGAGCCCGUGCCUCGUUCCGUCAGAGUCUUCGCCUCGGCAGAGGGCGCGCCCUACGACUAGGAGGAUACUUGACACCUCCCAGUGACGUCACAGCCGCCGAAGAGGAGGAGGAGACGUUGGAACAAUGCCCCUUAACUUCCAACUCGCCCACGCCUAUACUCUCCGAGCAGACGUGGGUGACGCGGACCGAAGCCCCCCAGGUGCCCCAUGCCAGUCCCCCCGCUCCCUUCCACGUGGGAGCCGUGCAUCGGACUCCCGACUACACUGCACUGACAAUAAGUCACAGCGCGCCCACCAGUCAUCAGGCUAGUUUUGAAAGGGGCGAAAGCCAGGAACGGGGGGUAAUUGGUACUAGAAAUAAUGGUAACAACGGAAGCAAUAAUAGGCAUUUACAUUAUUCCAAUCAAAACGCUAUUAGUGUACAUAAAGUAACGCAUGCCACAAGUUUAGAUGCCAUAGCUAGGAGACAAUGUUUCAGAACGGGAUAUCCAGCACAAACUUUAUCAAGUAAACCAAUUUUAAGUAAACAAUUUCCAAACGUUUCUUCGGAAAGCGACCUUCAGAGGUAUCGAACAGCUCAACAGUCCAACGAUAGAAAAAGUCCAAGUCUUUCGAAUCCAACAGAUUCAGUUAAACAAAAGGUUUGUCCACAAUUUUCACUUCAAGACAACGGAUCAGCCAAAUAUUUCCAAAGUGGUAUUCACACACCAAAAAUGGGAGAAAAAGUUGCACAGGUAUUAUCAUUGGGAGCAGACGUUUUACCUGAAUACAAACUGCAGAAUCCAAGAAUACAUCACUACACCAUCCUCCAUUACUCCCCUUUCAAAGCAGUUUGGGAUUGGAUAAUCUUAAUUCUGGUGAUGUACACUGCUAUAUUUACACCAUACGUCGCUGCAUUUCUACUGGGCGAGCCAGAUUUCAACAACAGGAAGUCGAAAAAGUAUAGCGAAGAUCCGAUUGUUAUAAUUGACUUAAUUGUUGACGUGACAUUUAUAAUCGACAUACUCAUCAAUUUUCGAACGACGUAUGUCUCCGGAAACGACGAGAUCGUCUCGGAUCCGGGCAAGAUAGCGAUUCAUUAUUUGAAAGGCUGGUUUCUAAUAGACCUGGUGGCGGCCGUUCCAUUCGACUUGCUCUUCUUCGGCAGCAACACUGACGAGGAUUCGCAAAGUAUUAACGAAAAGCAACAGACAACAACACUGAUCGGUCUCCUGAAAACAGCCAGACUAUUGAGAUUGGUAAGGGUCGCUCGUAAAAUUGACAGAUACUCGGAAUAUGGAGCGGCCGUUCUUCUGCUGCUUAUGGCCACAUUUGCAUUGAUUGCCCAUUGGCUUGCAUGCAUAUGGUAUGCUAUUGGCAAUGCUGAGCGUCUGCCCUACCGAAUUGGCUGGUUGGAUAGUCUGGCCAACGACACAAAUCAGCAGUACUUAGAGAAUGGCACUGGUGGUCCAAGUAUUAAAAGCAGAUACGUUACGGCAUUGUAUUUUACGUUUACGUCACUGACAAGCGUAGGAUUUGGCAACGUGGCUCCAAACACCGAUGCGGAGAAAAUCUUUACGAUCUGCGUCAUGUUGGUUGGAUCACUGAUGUAUGCCAGUAUCUUCGGCAACGUUUCGGCAAUCAUUCAGCGUUUAUACUCAGGCACCGCACGGUACCACACGCAAAUGUUGCGGGUACGGGAAUUCAUCCGGUUUCAUCAGAUUCCCAACCCCCUACGCCAACGACUGGAAGAGUACUUUCAACAUGCCUGGACCUAUACGAACGGCAUCGAUAUGAACUCGGUACUGAAAGGAUUUCCUGAGUGUCUGCAAGCCGACAUAUGUUUGCACCUGAAUAGGAACCUGCUACAGAAUUGUAGUGUGUUUGAAGGAGCCAGUCCAGGAUGUUUAAGAGCUCUUACCCUAAAGUUCAAAACUACUCACGCGCCCCCUGGAGAUACUUUAGUUCAUCGAGGUGAUGUGCUGACGUCGUUAUACUUUAUAUCGAGAGGCUCAAUUGAGAUAUUGAGAGAAGAUAUUGUUAUGGCUAUUUUGGGGAAAUACGAUAUCUUUGGAGAAAAUCCCUGUUUGCAUCCGACUAUAGGAAAGAGUGCCUGCAACGUGAGAGCAUUGACUUACUGCGACUUACACAAAAUCCACAGAGAUGACCUUUUAGAUGUUUUAGAGCUCUACCCAGAAUUUUACAACCAUUUUUUAACCAACCUGGAAAUUACAUUUAAUCUCCGAGAUGAGGAGCAAGCUGGAGUUGUUCCAAGAAGAUCUUUUUAUCCGAAAGGCAAGGAAAGUAGAUAUUUUAGAGGAGUGCCUUCUAGGUCUAACGGAUUAAGUUCGAGAGGAAAUUCGGUAAAUGGUCGACAGGAAAGCCAAUACAGCGACGAAUCGGAAUCAGGUCAUGGAAUCUUGGAAUUUACCACGGAUAAAGCUGGUCAAGACGUGACACCUUUAAAUUUAAACUUUGGUGAAGAAAAACGGCGAUCUUCUACACUAAAUUCAAUAACAGGCAUGUUAUCGCAACUGAAAAGGAGCAUUCCAGAUCUCAGAUUACACAAAACGCACCAGCCAUUAGUAGAACACUCUUCAUCUUUUAUUGUUAGCCUAUUCUUUCAUCGGAUGAACUAUAAAGCUCAAGCCACGCCCCCGUCCUCACAUCGCGUCCGUACUAUUCGUCGGCAAUCGUCAGUUGACACCCAUCAGCACAGCUCGGCCCCGCCCCCAGCCGCGUCUCACGCUCACACCAGUGCACCCUUGUCUAGUAGCACCAGUUACUAUACAAACAGUCCCAGUCCACCCGUACCUCAGAUAGAACAGCCACAUGGAGAUGAGAUUUUAGUUCCCGUCGACGCUGGAGGAGGGCAACCCUCUUCGCAUUCCGCCACCAAUGCAGUCCAACAUUCCGAAAAAGAUGGUGAAAUACUUUACGUCAGCCGUUCGCAUCUAGAAGCUUUACAUGGCCAAUUAGAAUCGUUAAGUAGAAAAGUGGAAACGUUAGAAAGUUCGCUUGGCAACGAUGUCAGAAUGAUACUGGCGCUAUUACAAGACAGGCAGGGUAGUCAAGUGACAACGAUAGGGCAACAGUGUUCCAGUCAAAUACAAGGACUCUCGCAAGGAUCGGCCGGUUGGACUAUUGACGAAGUCACAGUAUUAAAGGGAUCAGAGGUACCAGAAUAUGAAAAUUUAGUAUUAGAACAGUCAUCAUCUAGUCGCAGCAGAACAACUUUCCAACGUUCUGUGAGUGAACCUAAACCUAUUUCAAGAAGUCAUCAUUCCCAAGUAUUACACAGAUUUGCCUCCUUUAACAAAGCUUUCGACUUUGACAAAUUCCAAGACCCCUCCUGGGUAGAAUGUCUUAUUACUAAAGAAAAAGAUACCAUGGAGGAAAAAAUCGCUCCUAUAGCUAAAUUAGAAUCUCUAGAUGAAUUAGAUUUGGAAUCGCCUCUCGGUAGCCCUACAAAGAAACCAAAAAAAUAGCGAUUGUAGUUAGUAGGAAGCUACAGAAAACUGCACUAAAUACCGCGAUUUUACUCCUCGCCAAAGUAUUAAGUUAAGAGACAUGCUGCAAAAAUUGUCCAUCGUAUAUAUACACAUACUGAUUAUAAUAACUAUGUUACCAAAAAAAAAAGUAAGUUAUUCAUAUACGAAAAAGAUUUUUAUAGGUUAUCAAAUUAACCGCAGUCACCAACAAACCAUUUAAUUGAAAGCAUGAGUUAAACUGUGUCUUUGUAUUUUUUUUAUUAUAACCAUGGACGUACCAUCAGUUAGGCUAGGGACAAGAAUUCAAGCCCUACGCAUCCCUAUGACUGGCGUAUUUAAUAGGUAACCUUAAUCUUUAUACAAAAUUUAAAACAGAUACUUAUUAAAUUAUUUAAUAAAAAAAUUAAAUAUCAAAAUCUCCGGUACCUACCUAUUAAAUACACUUCCUACAAAAAUAUACAGACUUGGUUGGACAGACUAAAUAUUAUCGUUGAUUGAAGAAAUAAGAUUAUGCGCAACCUUAUGUAUGGGCGAUUUCGUGGCACAAAACAUAUCCGAGAUAUAGCUGGCGAUACCGUCAACGCUGGCGAUUGCGCCGCUGAGCGCUGAUAGUGCGUUUACAAUGCAGCGGAUAAAGAAUACUGUACCGUAGUUUUACUUUCAGUCGACAGAGUGGUUGGUUGUCGGAGACAGUGUUGCCAGAACUACGGAUUAAUCCCUACAUUUACGGAUUUUACGUUACGGAGUACGUUAAUAAAUAAU